AUGGCGAAGGCUUCUAUCUCAGGGUCAGAGAGAGAAAAUGCGAACGAGAAGGCACAGCUUGGGUUGCGGCAAGAGCGGCCGACUCAUUUUCCAUCCAUUCUUCAUUCUAUUUUAUCGAAAGCCGAGCAAUACGGUUACAGCCAUAUCAUCUCGUGGAGGGCCCACGGAAGAUGUUUUCACGUUCAUGACCGAGACAAGUUUGUCAAUGAUGUUAUGCCGCUCUUUUUCCGACAGACUCGCUUCGCAUCGUUCCAACGACAACUUAACCUCUACGGCUUUAUAAGAAUGUCACAAAAAAAUCCUGAUCAUGGUGCUUACUAUCAUCACCUUUUUCUCAAAGGGAAAUCCGAAUUCUGUGAGAAAAUACAAAGAGUUGGAAAGAGCGCGGAAGCUCGAGCAAGCCGACUAUACAACACAGAACCAAACUUUUACAGCAUUAGCCAGUUGGUUGACGCAAAGAAAGAAGUUCCGACAGACGGUUCAGAAACCAUCACCGAAACCGAGGUUCUGGGAAAUUGCCUUGCGGACCUCCCGGAGGAUGUCCGUAUGAUUAUGGAGCCGCGGCCGCUUCGCAAAGAUGCACAUGCUCAAAACCAUCAAAGUCACUCAUGCUUCGGUCCUUCGGACUAUCAGAUACCACAUCAAUCCUCGCAGAAUACAGAGGACCUUAGCGUCUUGGCCAGGAGAAAGGACUACUUGGAGCAUUCAGGUUUCACAUUAGUUGUGGAUGCAUCAUCCGUUUCAUUGCCUUCAAAUGCACUCCCUCGUAUGAAAAUGCACGUGUCAACGGUGCCUCCUCAGAACUCGCACGAACAGCAGCUGUCCCUGUUGAAACCACUCGAUCAUAAUCAAGCCUCUUUUGUUAUGCUGCCGAUGAAUGUGACACCAAACUCAUUUCCGAGCGUAACACUGUCUACUCCCGCUCUUGGUCGAUUGAGGCACACAGAACAUAUCGAACUUAAUCAAGCAACGAGGUUUGCAACUGACAUUUCACCACAGCAUUCUCGCAAACAAACCAGCCUUAGGGAUGACCGUAAGCGAAGCCCAGAAGACGACUCGUCUGGGGAAGGAGAGGGUUUGGUUUUUGAGUAUCCUCUAUCUGACGCUGCUCGCAUGGCACGAUUUCUUCGGGAUGUCGAUUUUGACGAUUCGGAUCGGGAUUGA
Phaeodactylum tricornutum CCAP 1055/1 is the source of this 1164-nucleotide messenger RNA. RefSeq lists its product with no specific name. The transcript has a single exon. NCBI's taxonomy places the organism in Eukaryota, Bacillariophyta, Bacillariophyceae, Surirellales, Neidiaceae. Gene Ontology annotation, molecular function: sequence-specific DNA binding; DNA-binding transcription factor activity. Gene Ontology annotation, biological process: regulation of DNA-templated transcription. Bases 1 to 1164 code for a protein of 387 amino acids. The record is from RefSeq and is a predicted model, not a curated record.